Molecule: messenger RNA, 1999 nt
Organism: Piliocolobus tephrosceles (Ugandan red Colobus)
Lineage: Eukaryota; Metazoa; Chordata; Mammalia; Primates; Cercopithecidae
Gene: ODAD3
Product: outer dynein arm docking complex subunit 3
Exons: 11
Coding region: 138-1769 (543 amino acids)
Biological process (GO): cilium movement; outer dynein arm assembly
Cellular component (GO): ciliary tip; ciliary rootlet; ciliary basal body
Source: RefSeq, a predicted model, not a curated record
UGCGGAGAGCAACCACCUAGCGGUCGGAAAGUGCAUUUUUCAGAGCCCUAGGAAUCCGAGCUGACGGAUCCCUGACAGGAGCGACUGACUCCUAGUUGUCCCCCUAACCCCUAGGGGCCUUCGGCCCCAACCCCAUCAUGACAUCUCCCCUGUGCAGGGCGGCCUCCGCCAACGCCCUGCCUUCUCAGGACCAGGUUUCGACGCCCUCUUCCAAGGUCAAGGGCAGGGAGGCUUCGGGCAAACCCAGCCACCUCCGAGGCAAGGGAGCAGCCCAGGCCUGGCCCCCCGGCCGUUCCAAGGGAGGAUCCUUCCACAGCGGUGCCGGGAAGCCCUCUGUGCACUCUCAGGUGGCUGAGUUACAUAAAAAGAUACAACUGUUAGGUAAGAUGGCUCCAGAGGGUACAGAGGGUCAGGGGUCAACACAGGCCCUGGAGCACCUAGACCACCAGCUGAGGGAGAAGGUGAAGCAGCAGAACGCCCUGCGGUACCAGGUGGUGUUGCGGAAGAGGCGGCUGGAGGAGCUCCAGCUGCAGCACAGCCUGCGCCUUCUGGAGAUGGCGGAGGUGCAAGACAGCCACACCGAGGUGGCCAAGACCAUGCGGAACCUGGAGAACCGCCUGGAGAAGGCCCGGAUGAAGGCGCAGGAGGCCGAGCACAUUACCAGCGUGUACCUGCAGCUCAAGGCCUAUCUAAUGGACGAGAGUCUUAACUUGGAGAACCGGCUGGACUCCAUGGAGGCUGAGGUGGUGAGGACCAAACAUGAGCUGGAGGCACUGCACUUGGUGAACCAAGAGGCCCUCAAUGCCCGGGACAUUGCCAAGAACCAGCUGCAGUACCUGGAGGAGACCUUGGUUCGAGAGCGCAAGAAGCGAGAACGCUACAUAAGUGAGUGCAAGAAGCGUGCUGAGGAGAAGAAACUGGACAACGAGCGCAUGGAGCGCAAGACGCACCGUGAGCACCUACUGCUACAGUCUGAGGACACCACCCAGGACAGCCUGCAUGCCAAGGAGGAGGAGCUGCGGGAGCGCUGGAGCAUGUACCAGAUGGAGGUGAUCUUUGGCAAGGUCAAGGACGCCACUGGCACUGCCGAGACGCACUCGUUGGUGCGGCGGUUCGUGGCCCAGGGCGACACCUUCGCGCAGUUGGAGACGCUCAAGAACGAGAAUGAGCAGACGUUGGUGAGGCUGAAGCAGGAGAAGCAACAACUUCAGCGGGAGCUGGAAGACCUCAAGUACUCGGGGGAGGCCACGCUGGUGAGCCAGCAGAAACUGCAAGCCGAGGCGCAGGAGCGUCUGGAGAAGGAGGAGCGGCGGCACGCCGAGGCCCAGGACCAGCUGGAGCGCGCCUUGCGGGCGAUGCAAGUGGCCAAGGACAGCCUGGAGCACCUGGCCAGCAAGCUGGUCCACAUCACUGUGGAGGACGGCCGCUUCGCGGGAAGGGAGCUGGAUCCCCAGGCAGAUAACUAUCUGCCAAGCCUUCUGGGCCUCGUGGAGGAAAAGCUGCUGAAACUGCAGGCGCAGCUCGGGAGCCACGACGUGCAGGAGAUGCUGCGCCACGUCGCUGACCGCGAGUUCCUCGCCAGCUUAGAGGGAAGGCUGCCCGAAUACAACACGCGCAUCGCCCUGCCCCUUGCCACUCCCAAGGACAAGUUUUUUGAUGAAGAGAGUGAGGAGGAGGACAAUGAGGUAGUGACCCGCGCAUCGCUAAAGAUCCGUUCCCAGAAAUUAAUUGAAAGCCACAAGAAGCACCGUCGCUCUCGGAGGACCUAGAGUCGCCCUGACACCCACCUGGCGGCCUCCGUCGGUGCUCCCGAUCCCUCUGGGUCUAGCGCAGGCCCCACGGGGCCCCUUCAAGGGCUGAACGCGGCCCGGACAGGGAGCUGAGGUGGCCAGCGGCACCCGGAGGGGAGGAAGGGGCCGGGCCAGACAUUCCCACAGUAAAUCUCCCCAGCCGGGUCUGCCCUGGCCUCAGAGUUGCGCAAUAAAGGUUACUGACCAUG